CGCAUCGAAACGGCAGAAACCAACCCAAAAAAGAGCCCAGCUGAGUUACCACUACAGCUCCCCCUCCCCGGCCGGCCGAGUCAAUCCCCAUGGCGGCUGCGACAGCGGCGAUUGCGGCUGCGACGGCGGCGGAGGAGGAGGCGCGGCUGCUGCGCCUGGAGGAGCAGGCGGAACACGGCGGCGGCGGCGCCUGGGAGUACCUCUGCCUCGCCCGCAGGCUCCGCGCUCGCCGCCCCGCCCACGUCCUCCGCAUCGGACUCGCCCUCCUCAACGACGCCUCCGCGCGCUCCCGCCUCGCCUCAGAACAGUGGACGCUGUACGAGCAGGUGGCCGUGGCAGCCAUGGAUUGUCAGCGUCUCGAUGUGGCAAAGGACUGUAUUGGAGUCCUUUCAAAUCAAUUCCCAGGCAGCACGCGGGUUGCCCGGCUAGAAGCCCUUCUGUUUGAAGCGAAGGGUGAAUGGGUUGAAGCUGAAAGAGCCUAUGCGCUAAUCCUGGAAAACAAUCCGUUUGAUCAGAUUGUCCACAAGAGAAAAAUAGCUAUUGCAAAAGCACAAGGUGACAUGUCAUUAGCGGUCGAUUAUCUCAAUAAGUAUCUGGAAUUAUUUAUGGCAGAUCAUGAUGCCUGGAGAGAACUUGCUGAAGCAUAUGUUUCCUUACAAAUGUACAAGCAAGCUGCCUUUUGUUAUGAGGAGCUAAUAUUGGCCCAACCAACUAUUCCACUUUAUCAUAUAGCCUAUGCUGAGGUCCUGUACACAAUGGGUGGCUUGGAAAAUCUUCAAACAGCUAAGAAGUAUUACGCAUCAACGAUCCAGUUAACUGGAGGCAAGAAUACAAGAGCCCUCUUCGGUGUAUGUUUGUGUAGUGCGGCAAUCAAUCAGCUGACCAAAGGAAGGAAUAAGGAGGAAGAGGGCUCAGAGCUGCAGAGCUUGGCUGCAGAGGCACUGUUGAAGGAUUACAAGCAACGCGCACCGUCCAAGGUGCCACUUAUCACAAGCAUGUUGAAGAGCAUGAAACUUUCCUGAUCUCGGCCUUCACUCAUCAAUUGUCUAGCUAGCUUCUGGUACGUCAGCAGCUAGUUAGCGACGCCACAGUGGCCUGGUUGACAGAUAACUAAAUUGAUCCAGCAUAAUGCUUGUUUUUGUGAUGACACCAACACUGUAAAAUUUAUGUAGAUGCCCCCGCAUGCGUUGUACAAUACCGGUUUUGUUUAUCUAAAUACGCGGGGACUCUUAUCAUUUGAUGUUCUACUAUAGGUCAAUAAACCCGCUACUGCAAUUUCAUAUGCAGAAUCUUUUUUGAAUGAGGCAUCGGAAAGUUGUACC
Molecule: messenger RNA, 1322 nt
Organism: Phragmites australis (common reed)
Lineage: Eukaryota; Viridiplantae; Streptophyta; Magnoliopsida; Poales; Poaceae
Exons: 9
Coding region: 90-1022 (310 amino acids)
Biological process (GO): protein folding in endoplasmic reticulum
Cellular component (GO): EMC complex
Molecular function (GO): protein binding
Source: RefSeq, a predicted model, not a curated record